Messenger RNA from Eptesicus fuscus (big brown bat), 5357 nucleotides. It is a transcript of the gene CENPI, whose product is annotated as centromere protein I. The record is from RefSeq and is a predicted model, not a curated record. The transcript has 22 exons. NCBI's taxonomy places the organism in Eukaryota, Metazoa, Chordata, Mammalia, Chiroptera, Vespertilionidae. The coding region runs from base 188 to 2449 and encodes 753 amino acids. Gene Ontology annotation, cellular component: kinetochore.
CUCCUGCGUCUGCGCGGAAGAGUGUGCGCAGGGCGGGGCCCGCUCGUUUGAAUCCUGGAGGGGAUGUUUGAACUCCGGAGGUUCGGGGACAGAGGAAUGUAUUAGCUGCACUGCUGGUGGGAAUGCAGACUGGUGCAGCCACUGUGGAAGGCAGUAUGGAGUUUCCUCAAAAAAAACAUGUGCAGUAAUGUCAACUCAAAAGAGAGUUAAGAACUCUCAGACACCAAGAACUUCACAACAUAGUAAUAGUUAUCAGACUAAUCUCUUGGCUUGGAAACUGAAAGAGGACCUAAGCAACUCAAAGAGCAUCUCGAAACAUGGACAAAACAGUCCAGUGGAAGAUUCUGAACAAGCUGAUGCUGAUGAGCAAGCAGAAGAUGCUCUGCAAAUAGCAGUAAGAUACUUUGAGAAAGGUCCCUUUAAAACUUCACGGAGUAAAGAUAAAACCUUGGAAAAACACUUGAAAACUGUGGAAAAUGUGGCUUGGAAGAAUGGUUUAGCUCCAGAAGAAAUUGACAUCCUAUUAAAUGUGGCACUCAGUGGCAAAUUUGGGAGUGCUGUAAACUCUCGGAUAUUGAGAUGCAUGAUUCCAGCAACUCUAAUAUCAGAAGAUUCUGUGGUUAAGGCGGUCUCCUGGCUUUGCGUUGGCAAGUGUUGUGGUAGCACCAAGGUACUUUUUUAUCGUUGGCUGGUUGCAAUGUUUGACUUCAUUGAUCACAAGGAGAAAAUUAACUUGCUCUAUGGCUUCUUUUUUGCUUCAUUGCAAGAUGAUGCACUGUGCCCUUAUGUCUGCCAUUUCUUAUAUUUACUUACCAAAAAAGAGAAUGUCAAACCAUUUCGUGUGAGAAAACUGCUUGAUCUUCAGGCAAAAAUGGGAAGGCAGCCUUAUCUCCAUGCUUUGUUGUCGCUGUAUAAGUUCUUUGUUCCCACUUUGAUUUCUGUAUCACUGCCUGUGAAGAAGAUCUAUUUUAAGAAUCCAGAGAAUCUGUGGAAGACAGCUCUAGUUUCUGUGAGGCAAAGGAAUCUGUGGAAGACAGCUCUAGUUUCUGUGAGGCAAAGGAAUCCAGAACCUCUGAAGCUGAUGUUAGGUCCAGCUACUGUCCGUCCUAGAAAAAGAAAAUGGAAUUCGCAUUCACUUAUACCAGUGCUAAAUUCCAGUAGCCACAAUAAAGAAUAUGGAAAAAAAGGGAUGAGUCUUUCUGAUUAUCUCAGUAGGAAUAGAGCAUUUUCAGGAGAACAGCUUAAAAGCUUCCCUCAACUCUUACAGAACAUUCAUUGCUUAGAGCUGCCUUCUCAGAUGGGUGCAGUGCUAAACAACUCUCUGCUACUUCACUAUAUUAACUGUGUCAGAGAUGAAUCACUUUUACUGAGGCUCUAUCAUUGGUUGAGUCAAACAUUACAAGAAGAAUGUAUUUGGUACAAGGUGAAUAAUUAUGAAUGUGAAAAAGAAUUUACCAACUUCCUGGACACUAUCAUCAAGGCAGAGUGCUUCUUACAAGAGGGUUUUUAUUCAUGUGAAGCAUUCCUGUAUAAGAGCCUUCCUCUCUGGGAUGGCUUCUGUUGUCGAUCACAGUUCCUUCAACUUGUGAGCUGGUUUCCUUUUAGCAGUUUCUCUGAGGUGAAGCCAUUUAUUUUUGACCGUCUGGCACAGCUCUUUUUUACAUCAACCAUUUAUUUCAAGUGUAGUGUUCUUGAGAACCUGAAAGAGCUACUGCAGAAUUGGCUGUUGUGGCUUUCUAUGGACAUCCACAUGAAAACUGUGACGGACAGUUCUCUAGAGACAACUUUCAGUGGAUCCAUGCAGUCUGUGUUUGAACUAAUUCACUAUGUAGGGUGGCUGUCCAUUAAUGCAUUGCGCUUGGAAAGCAGCAGUACUUUCUUGCUGCACUUUGUUUUGGAUUUCUAUGAGAAGGUGUGUGACAUAUAUAUAAAUUAUAACCUUCCAUUAGUGGUGUUGUUUCCUCCUGGGAUCUUCUAUCUUGCGCUCCUCAGUCUGGAUUCCAGUAUCCUGAACCAGCUCUGUUACAUUAUGCACAGAUACCGUAAUAAUUUGACAGCUGCAAAGAAAAAUGAGUCGGUACUAAAGAAAAAAUCAGAGUUCAUAUUCAGCAGCAAGACCUAUCAAGAAUAUAAUCACUAUUUGACAGCCAUGGUUGGGUGCCUGUGGACAUCCAAACCCUUCCAGAAAGGAUCAUAUUUUGAUCCCGAAGUCUUUAAAAUAAUUGGAAUAGCAAAGUACAAAACCAGUUUAAAUUUAGUCCAUCACCCUGCUCUUUUGAGUUAUGCUAUUUCCUUUUUGCUAAAGGAAUACCCAGAAGAAAGGACAGUAAAUGUGAGCUCCAUUCGGGGAAAGAAAUGGAAUGAAUAUUUGGACUAUUUAUUUUCAGAGGGCUUACAAGGCUUGAAACUUUUCAUAAGAAGUAGUAUUCAUCAUUCUUCUGUCCCCUGAUCAGACAGCAUAAACUCCAUGAUCAACAUGAAAUGAAUGCUGACAGAAACAAACCAAGCAUACUGGACUAAAUUCCUUCCUCAUUGCCAGAGAGGCCAAGUGGCUCACCUUGAGUUUCCAUAUACUUUUUACUAACACACUGUCAUCCUCAGGUAGUGCUUGGACUGGCCUUUGAUCAUGGCUCAGGAGAGCUUUGAUGUGGCUAGCUUUGUUUUUCGGGGUCUAGAUUCUAAUGCACUAGCGAAAAAUGAUUUAAUCAUCAGGCUCUACCUUUCACCAAAUUAUAUAUAAAGAGAUAUAUCCAUUAUGUGGUGGGGCUUUUCACAUUCUUGUGGAGUAUAAGCUGCCUUGAUGGAUGACAGAGGUGAUAUACAGUAGCAAUUAAGCCACAGACAUACUUAUGCAAAAUACUCUGCUGUCUCUAUGAAACCUCCAUGGAUACUGCCAUUUUUUUCUGACUGUGAGCAAUAGCACCAACACCAAGUUAAUGAGUAGUUGGCUGAUUCCUUGGUUUUCACUGGCAACAACUUGAUGAGAGAAGGAAGGAGAGAAAAUUAUGGGAUAAUCAAGACAUUCCUACUUAUUACGGGUUUGAUUUCAUGAAACUGCUCUAGUUUGUGUGUAUAUAUGUAUAUACCCCAUUUUUAAGUGUUUAGGCAACGUUAUUUUCAGGAAUAAUUCUGAAGCCUUUUUAAAAACUUUGUGAUAGCUAGAAUAUCUUGCUGAAAAUUUACUUUAAAUUUCGCUUCAGUGCUACGGAGUAACUCUCUCUUUUAAUAAAAUUCAUAUCAUUUGAGAGAAAUCAAGUGGAAUUUUUUAUUUUAGGGCACAUUUUUAUGGUUCUUUUUUCUUUUAAAGCAAAAUUUUAAACUAUAUUACUGGUUAAUGUUCAGAAUAGAAUCUCAUUUAUAAAUUCAUUGUUUUUAUUCAAUACAUUUUUACUGAGCAUAUUGUGUGCCAGGUAUUCUGUGUGCUGAUUAUAACAGCUGUGACCAAUACGAAGUACUGGCUUUUGUGGAAUUUAGUAUAUCCCAUUGGAGAAGACAGACAAUAAAACAGUAAAUAAAUAUAUAAAAUCAGUUGAUAUAAAGAAAAAGCAGGGAAUAGAAACAGAAUGUUGAGAGGAUUGCUAUUUUAGAUAAGGUGGUUAGAGAAGACCUGUUUGAGAAGUGACAUAUGCAGAGGCCCUAAUGAAAUAAGUGUAUGCGCCAUGUGAAUAUUUGAGGAAAGCAUUCUGGGCAGAGGUAAAGGCAAGUGAAAAGGCUUAAAAAUGUUAACUUUCUUGGCCUGUUUGAAUAAUAAUAGGCCAGUAAGAUAAAAACAGUGAUUAAGGGAUAGGAAUGGUAAGAAAUGAAACAAGAGAAAGCCAGAGAGUAGUUCAUGAAAGUCCUUAUAGCCCAGAAUGGAUAUAUAAUGGGAAGCCAUUAGAAGAACUGAGAGCAGAGGAGUGACAUAAUUUGAUUUUCCUAAAUGGAACUGUAGUGUGAAGUUAGACUGAAGAGGAAUUAGUGUGAAAGAGAGACCAGUUAGUUAGGUUAUUACAGUGUUCCAGGCAAGAGUCUUCGAUUAGCGUGACUGAUGAGGAGGAAAUGUUUAGAUAUUGGAUUCAGGCUCUACUUUACUGGUAAAGGUAGAAAAGAUAGGAUCUGCUGAUAAUGGGUAUAAGGAGAGGGAAGAAGAUGGGUAAAGGAUGACUUUCGGGUUUUUGACUGAGAAACUGGGUAAAUUCUGGGAUGCAGAGAGGAGGCAUACUGGAAGAAGAACCAGUGUGGAGGAGUGUGGAAUCAGUUCUGUUGAGGCCAUGUUAAGUUGCAGAUGCUGAGUAGUCAGCUGAAUAUCUAAGUCUAGAUUUCAAGAUACAAGUUGGAAUUGGCAAAAUUAAUUUGGGAGUUAUUAGAAUAGCCACAGCAUUGGAUGAGAUCAUUUAGUAUAGCUGGGAAAGAGGUGGCAAAGGACUGAGCUUUGAGGUGUGCCAAUGUUAAAAAUCAGAGAGGGGGAGGAACCGGCAAAAGACUGAGAAGGACCCUCCAGUGCUAGAAGAAAAGUCAGGGACUGGUGUGCUGGAAGCCAAGUGAAGAAAAUGUUUCAAAGGAGUGUUUAAUGGUGUGGAAUGUUGCCCGUAAGCUGAAAAAAAAGAAGCUUUAGCUGAUUCGAAGUAAAUGUGAUAGCUUCCCCAAUGGGUAACCUCAUAUAAAGAGGCCUCUUUUGUUUUUAAGUUUGUAUUCCAAAUAACUUUCCAUAUUGUUUUUUAGAACAUGAUAUUUUUGUCUUUAAGAUCAUAUAGAACUCUAAUUAUGUGAAGGGAUUUGAUUAUUUAACCCCUAAUAAUCUUCAGAUUAUCAAAGGAAGCUUUUCUAAACUUUAUGAUCCAGAAGGAAAAAAAAUAUUUCUUUAGGUUUUUCAUUUGUUCAAUAAUUAUCUCCUGGGUGCCCUGGCUGAUGCUCAUUCAAUGGUUAGAGCACUGGCCUGUGCAUCAAAGGGUCUUGGGUUCAAUUCCCAAUCAAGGGCAUGUACCUGGGUUGUAGGUUUGAUUCCUAUGGCAUGUGUGAGAGGCAACCAAUCAGUGUGUCUCAUAUCAAUGUCUGUCUGUCUCUCUCUCUCUCUCUCCUUCUCCCCCUCCCCCAUCCUAUUCCUCCCUCCCUCCCCCUCCUUGCCUAUCUCCCUCCCUUCCACUCUCUCUAAAAAUCAAUAGAAAAAAUAUCCUCAGGUGAGGAUUAAAAAAAAAUUGUUAUUAUUAUUCCCUGGGCUCCUUUUUGCCUUAAUUUUUCUUGAUCAAUGUUUUAAUUCAUUUAAGGUUAGAUAUGGGGGGACAGGAAGAACUUAUAUGCAUAUAUGGUGAAGGCCUGAGGUAGGGAUGGGAGUGAGGUGGAGGGGGUCAAUGGAAGAAAAAAAAGGGACAUCUGUAAUA